AAUCAUUGUUUAUUGAUAGCCUAAUACCGGUAGUGAUUCAUACAUGUUAACAUCGUAUUGUGUAUUGGAAAGCUGAUGUUUUCAGAACUGAACACUCACAGCGAGACAAAGUGAUUUAGAGGGUUAAGAUUUUCGACCUGAAGCCGCCACAGAAUUUGUAGAUCAUGUUGAGGUUUAUUCGAAAAAGGUUCGAACUUUUGUGUGUUUUUUUGCUCCUGCAGUAAUGUUCAAAGAGUUCGACCCAAAGCCUCGGAUCACGGGGACGAUGUUGAAGUUUAUUCAAAAAGUUCGAUCCAAAGCCUCGGAUCACAAGGACGAUGUUGAAGUUUAUUCGAAAAGCCAAUCAGACUCAGAGGUUGACGACUCCAAUCGCGACUCUGAGUUUAGAACACUGCUCUUGGGCAGAUACCGAUCGUUGGGGAGUAGCAACAUAUUCAGUGAUUCCCCUACACCCCCUAAUUCUCAGGCGAAUGCAGAGAAUAUGAAACACUUCAAGAACGAAACUAGAUAUCUAAAGGUUUCCUGAACAAACAAAACAAAGACCCUCGUUCUUCAGAUGAUUUGCCACUUUAUUACAUUUCAAUUUUCUCCUCCCGUUUGUUAUAAUGUUAAUGUCUUUUUAUUUAUCGUUUGAAUUUCAUAUUCUGUUGUCAGUACUCAUACAAGCUGCCCCUAUUACGCAGAGGCCAUAACCACUAGAUCAGGUGUGGUCAAGAUUUUUCGAUCAAAGGUCAAAAAAUUGCCCACCUGGAUUGGCGGGCCAUGUUAGUGUGGAGUUACAUAUUCUGAAAAAUAUUCAAAAAUGUGAAAAACAAUAAGCCUCGUGUCAAAAUUUAAUUUAAUCGCAAUUUCAACAAAUUUAUUGAAUUAUUUCCAUCUAAAACAUCAAAAUUUUAUUUUGGUUGUCGCGGCCCAGAUUGAUUACCCAACGGGCCGGAUUUGGCCCGCGAGCCGUAGUUUGCCCAUGUCAGCACUAGACCAAUCGUUUUGGGGUUUUCAUAAAUUCCGUGACACCAGGUUCUCACAAUUUCCGCGUUUGGGGGGGUGGAUAUCCCGUUUUUUCCAGUUCUCAAUUGACGUCCAAUCUAUGUAGAAUGGCGCCCAUGACAAAGUCUAAAAUGCGCCCCCUUGAUAUUUGUUUGACAAUUUAUAACGACUAUUAUUGAAUUGAGAUACCUGUACGUAUUAUUUGAGUAAAAUACGAGUUUUAGUUAUCCCCAAUUUGAAUUUAUUUUAUUGAAACUUUAUAUGAUUGAUAUUUUCCACAGUUUUUUGUCCCUGUCACUGGCCAUGGUUGCCACACCCAAGACACGCCACUGCAUUCUCGCGAAAUAGUGAUUUCAAUUUGCAAAUAUUUUCAUGUCAUCACGUGCUCUCUCCGAUUAUUCUCCACUAACCAUUGACCAGCAAUGAUUUUAUCAAAUUGAUAAUAUUUUUCAUGUUCACGUUUUAUUUGAAGUUUGAAUUUAAGUCUUGUUAUUUAACGUCCCGCCCAAUCACCCACCUCUUUAAUUUUGUAAACACCCUUCUAAAAUAAAAAGCUGGGGAACAUGCUGCCUUUCCCCCGAGCAUAACUGAAGACAAGCCGUCACUGGUACGUAAGAGCUUUCCAGUAACUACUAAGCCCACUCUCAAACAAAAUUCCUGAGUGUAUUCGCCGUUAUGCCACCACAUUUUCCGUUCUUUCAUUCCAAACAAGCAUAGAAAUGUAAAAUCCCGGCACGGCAAUGUUUCUUCCAAAUGUCCACGCCAACAAAACUGAUUAAUUAAUGUUCGUGAUAUUUUUAGGUACAUAUUUUUGUCUUUAGUUGUUCGUCAUUCAGUCUGUCUUUUGUAUGUAUUUCAUGCCAUCUCUUCUAAACUAGAUUCGAGAUCAGCAGGCUAGGUUCGAGAAAUACAAAAGCCCUGGGUUUCUAGUUCGGUAUUGCGCCAAAUUUAACUGGGGGUGCGCAUUUUCGCAUACUUGUAGAAGAUCUAGUUCCCUCCAUUUCCCACUCAAUUGAAUACAUCUUGCGCGUAGCUGCAACUAGAAAAUUUCUUGAGCUUUUUUACGUUUGCUCCCAACAAAAUCCCAGACAAGCAUGACACACCCAAACUGAACAAGUUGCUCACCUUUUUUGCUAAAUUCGAGUCCAACAGGCCCUGAAACAGUAAUCUU
This is a messenger RNA of Styela clava, 2158 nucleotides long. The record is from RefSeq and is a predicted model, not a curated record. Lineage: Eukaryota; Metazoa; Chordata; Ascidiacea; Stolidobranchia; Styelidae.